Molecule: messenger RNA, 517 nt
Organism: Sphaeroforma arctica JP610
Lineage: Eukaryota; Ichthyosporea; Ichthyophonida
Exons: 5
Coding region: 5-517 (170 amino acids)
Source: RefSeq, a predicted model, not a curated record
CAUAAUGCACUGGAGCUAUGAGAAGGACGUGGAGUUGGCAGAUCGUAAUGCUCAACUGGUUGCCGCCCAGCGCAAACUGCAACAAGCAAGGGACGAACUGCGCCAGUACCAGAUUGUGCUGCAGUCGAUUACCGUUACUACUGCGGAUACCGUGUUGAUAUUGCUGACUGAGACGCAACAAGCCUCGCACGAUCUCCGUGACGCAUUUGAGAAGUCCUUGAAAAUACGCGGGCGAAAAGAAAGUGAGAAUGCAUCUCUGCUAAUGCUACUGACAUCACAGGACAGUCGGUGCAGUACUGCUUGUGAGUCUCUCGUCGAACGCACUAAACAGUGGACAGCAGACGCACAGAAAAGCACGCUGGAUAUCGAGAUACAAAAGGUGACUACGUCCACAGCUGCUGGGUGGUGUCGUGUGUCAUGCGGUGUGGUUAUGUCGGAGUCUAAGGUGGAACUGAAUACGACUGAUAGGUGUUUGAUACCGACCGAACCUCCACGCUUUACAGCACAGAUACUAUAA